Molecule: messenger RNA, 4593 nt
Organism: Perognathus longimembris pacificus (Pacific pocket mouse)
Lineage: Eukaryota; Metazoa; Chordata; Mammalia; Rodentia; Heteromyidae
Gene: Kbtbd3
Product: kelch repeat and BTB domain containing 3
Exons: 3
Coding region: 145-1968 (607 amino acids)
Molecular function (GO): protein binding
Source: RefSeq, a predicted model, not a curated record
ACAGAUUUACGCCACUCACACUGGGGGCAGAGCUAACGGGACGGCAGUGUUAGCCAAUAGCAAACCAGCGCUUAAGAGGCCAGGACACUGGGGUGGAGACUUGGUAGACUGCGGCGGCAGUUCUAAAAACAGGUGGAAUUGGCUAUGGAUAAUUCAUACAAUUGCAGUGAACGAAGUUCGUGUAAUGGAAUUUCAUCUGAGAGGAAAAACAACUUCCUUGUGUCAGAAGAUCAUGGGCAGAAAAUCCUAAGUGUUCUGCAGAAUUUUAGAGAACAAAAUGUCUUUUAUGAUUUCAAAAUAAUCGUGAAGGAUGAAGUAAUCCCAUGUCAUCGCUGUGUAUUAGCAGCAUGCAGUGACUUUUUCAGGGCUAUGUUUGAAGUAAAUAUGAAAGAAAGGGAUGACGGAAGUGUUACAAUUACUAAUUUAUCCUCUAAAGCAGUAAAAGCCUUUCUUGAUUAUGCCUACACUGGGAAAACAAAAAUAACAGAUGAUAAUGUAGAAAUGUUCUUCCAGUUGGCAUCGUUUCUUCAAGUUUCCUUCCUCUCCAAAGCUUGUGGUGACUUUUUAAUAAAAAGCAUUAAUCUCGUCAAUUGUUUACAUUUAUUAUCUCUGUCAGAUAGCUAUGGCUCUGCCCGUUUGUUUGAUCAUGCUUUAUACUUUGUACAGCACCAUUUUUCUUUGUUAUUCAAAUCAAGUGAUUUCUUAGAGAUGAAUUUCGGAGUCCUGCAAAAAUGUCUGGAAUCAGAUGAAUUAAAUGUUCCUGAAGAAGAAACAGUACUGAAGGUCGUCCUUAAUUGGAUUAAACAUAAUUUAGAAUCAAGGCAAAAACAUCUGCCCCAUUUAAUUCAAAAAGUAAGAUUGCACCAUUUAUCUGAGGACACCCUUCAAGACUAUCUACUCAGUGAAGAGUGUUUAUUUAAAAGCACUAACUGUUUCGACAUAAUGGUAGAUGCCAUUAAGUGUGUGCAAGUGUCUAGUGGCCUCUUCCCUGAUGCUCGGCCAUCCACAACUGAGAAAUAUAUAUUCAUCCACAAGACUGAGGAAAAUGGAGAAAAUCAGUAUACAUUCUGUUACAAUAUUAAAACGGACUCGUGGAAAAUCCUACCCCAAUCACAUCUGAUUGAUUUGCCUGGCUCUAGUCUAUCUAGUUAUGGAGAGAAAAUAUUCCUGACUGGUGGCUGCAAAGGGAAGUGCUGUAGAAAGGUCCGCCUUCAUAUUGCUGAGACUUACCACGAUGCCACCGAUCAGACCUGGUGCUACUGUCCAGUCAAAAAUGACUUCUUCUUGGUAUCAACCAUGAAAACACCAAGAACCAUGCAUACAUCAGUUAUGGCUCUCAAUAGGUUAUUUGUCAUAGGUGGAAAGACUAGAGGAUCUCAGGAUACUAAAAGUCUCUUAGAUGUUGAAUCUUACAACCCUCUCUCCAAAGAAUGGACAUCUGUGAGCCCGUUACCCAGAGGCAUCUACUACCCAGAAGCAAGUGCAUGCCAAAAUGUAAUUUAUGUUCUUGGAUCAGAAGUAGAGAUUGCAGAUGCAUUUAACCCAUCACUUGAUUGCUUUUUUAAAUACAAUGCCACAACUGAUCAGUGGUCUGAGCUAGUAGCAGAGUUUGGGCAGUUUUUUCAUGCUACUCUCAUUAAAGCUGUCCCCGUGAAUUGUACGCUAUACAUAUGCGACCUUUCCACAUAUAAAGUUUACAGUUUUUGUCCAGAUACUUGUGUUUGGAAAGGUGAAGGGUCUUUUGAAUGUGCAGGUUUUAAUGCAGGUGCAAUUGGAAUUGAAGAUAAGAUUUAUAUUCUGGGUGGGGAUUAUGCACCCGAUGAAAUCACAGAUGAAGUCCAGGUCUACCACAGCAGCAGGUCUGAGUGGCAGGAAGUGUCACCAAUGCCCAGAGCCUUAACUGAGUUUUACUGCCAGGUGAUUCAAUUCAAUAAAUACAGGGACCCAUGGUUUUCUAAUCAUUUCUAAAGGUAGUAUGUUCUCACAUACUCUAAAUUUUUUCCAGUUCUAGUAACCUACAGGUAAAUUUAUUUAUCAUAAGGACUGGCAAAACAGGUCUUUACAUCUUAAUACUCCUGCUAUAAGAGAAUGGUUAUGUAUGUAUGCUAUCUAUGAAUAAAGAGUUCCCGAAAAUUUUAAGUGCAAAAGACAUUGUACCAAAAAUUAGAUUCAGAAUACUUAGCAUUUUCAAAUGUAAGUAAAAGUUACAGGCUUAUGAUGCUUUGUUUUUUUUUUAUAGAGAGAGAGUAUUUUAAUCAUGAAAAGUAGUAACAAAUCAGUUCAUGGGUCUGUGCAGUUUAGGUAGAGGAAGCUCCUUAUAAUAGCAAAAAGAUAAUUGUGAAAGUAAAAGAGAAAAGUCUAUUAUGUGAGAGGUAAUUUAGAAAAUGAGAGUAGUUGAAUUCCUUUUACCUUUUUUCAGGUCAUUCCUUUUAUUUUUUUGUCAGAAUUUUUAUCAAAAUAUAUUUUCCUAUCCUUCUAAACAGUACAAUAAACUUUGUGUGUGUGAAAGAGAUAGAGAGGUUGAGAUUCACCUCUUCUUUAAUACAAUAGUGUACCAGGGCUGGAGUUGUGGCCUAACUGGCAAAGCCCUUUUCUGGCAAGCACAAGUCCCUGAGUUAAUCUUCAGAAUUAGGGGGUGGAAGGUGGGAGAAAGAACAAGAAUUUGUACUAGUAUAGUAACACAUUAUUGGUAAUUUCUUAUGUAUUUUUAAAUUCCUGAUUUUAUUAGCUUUGAUAUCAAAUGGUUACCAUUUUAGCAGUGUUGUAUUUCUCUUAUUCUCUGAUUCAACAUUCUUGAUUUAAGUAGUAGUUCUAAGUUACGUGAAGCCUGAGUUUAUCAUAACAUAUAACCCAUAAGUGAUAGUCUUGGAUUGUAGGAAGAAAAUACCAUUUCUGAAUAUAAUUGGGAAUAUGGAAAUUUGAAUUGCGUAUUCCUGGAUCAUUAUUCUAUAUAUUUACUUCCUCUUUUUAAAGUGCUAGGAUUUGAAUUCAGAGUGUCCUGCUUAUUAGACAGGCACUCUUUUUUUUUUUUGCAUUAGUUACUUUUUGAAUAAAGUCUUGACAUUUCUUGCCUACAGGUAAGCCUCAAACUGAUCCUACAGAUCAAUCAUCACCUCCCAAGUAGCAGGAAUUACAGGUGUGAGCCAUCAUGCCCAGCCUUGCACUUCUUAAUCUUUAUACAAAUUUGAGCUAAAGUAAGAAAGUUCAUGAUUUAAUUAGUAUCAAUUUUCAGUAACAACAUACUGUAAAGCACCAUGUUGGUUUAUUACUUAAGUAAAUUACUCAUGGUAAAUUACUUUCUAAAUUAAAAUGGCUUGGCUUUUGGUAUUGAUAGCAGAACUUAAAACCUACAUUGUAAACAAUAAAAGAAUUAUCAUCUUUCCCCCUUGUUCUUAGCUAGAAGAGGAAUGUUUUCUUUAUCCAGCUCAAAAGAUGCAGAUGUUUUAGGUUUUAAGAUCCCUGAUUUCCAUCUCUGGGUAAUAUGUAGAUUUUAUUUCUCUGGUGCCUCACUGUGUAAGCAGUGCUAAUAUGUAGUAAAGGUAAAAGUAGGCAUUUACCUAAAUGAAAUGCCUUUUAACAUAUAAAUAUAUGCAAAUGAUAAACUUCAAAUAUAUUUUUCAAAUCGCAGUUAUAAAGAGUACAUUUUCAUGCAGCUCCAAAAUCAAGGGCAGUCUCAAAUGAGAUGGCAGUCACAUGAAAAGUAGUCUGUAGAAUUGACUGGCCUUUCUGUGUAAGCACAUGUUUAUUUAGGAAAGAGAAUAUCCAUUGAUGGCAUCUCAGUGUGUAUGUGUGGCACCGAAUGCAAAUUAUGUGGCACUGAUCAUUACAGUGUACAUAGUCUGUAUGUAGAAUUAUGGAACUGCUAACCAUAGUUUGAUAAAGUAUAUAUAAAAUAAAUGGUAUUGUCACUCACUCUAGAAACUCCAUCUCUUCUCAAAAGGAUAAAAUAAGGCAAAACUGAACCCUUUCUUCAUACCCUUAUGAUACCAUCUUGAUGUCUACCAUGUUCCUCAUUGGCUGUUGAUUGAUGUUAAUGUUUCUAGAAGUAUCUUUAUCAAAGCCUAGGUGACUCCUACAAGUGAUUUAAUACAUUUUUUUGUUGGUUUUCUGCCUUGGUUGAUACCGUAGCUAUGGAUUGCUGUUUAGUCAUUUUCACUUACUGCUAUCUCUGUAUCCACAUCUUUACACUCUUCUCCAUGAGAAAAUACUCUAUCAAAGGCAUAGAACUCCAGACUCUCCUUUAUAUCUUUUUCUUUAGCCCCUUUCACCCAAAGCAGUCAAUACUGGGUGUGGCUCUACUAACUGAUCUCUCAUUUUCCAUGUCUUCACAGCACUUUUAUUUGCUCUGUUGGCUUUAUUGAAAAACAGUUCCAGUUUGGAAUUCUCAUGGAACCCAAUUACAGAGUGUCUAACUACACUGGCUAUACCUUUGGCCUUGCCAGUCAUUGGGGCCUCGGUCUUCAGUAUGGAUUUCUGAUGUGCAAAUCUUAAAUCUUAAUGAUUCCUGAAGCCUAUUUUUUUCUUUUUGUAUGUAAGGUUAGUAAGAGAAAGUGGCAUUCCAUUAUGACCUCUUCCCUUCUUUUUUAAAUUUUC